GGGGGAUGACCUCUGCAAUGGACAAGGCUGCCCUCUCGACCUAUGAUGAUGCAGCCCUCGAGAACAAGAUCCUUCGAUCUUCGUUAGCUGCUUGUGUAGCCCUCGGGGAGCACGCUCAGAGACUCGAGCAAUGGCGGCUUCAGAAAGCGGAGCAGGAUCGGGAGAUGAAGGAGCUCAUCCUGAAGAACUCUGAUGUUGUGAAGCAGAUGGCCUUGCUGGAGGCAGAUCUCAGCAAGGCUGCCGAGGGCGCUGAGCUGAAGGCCAAGGCUGCCGUGGAGGAGGCCAGGCUUGAGGCCGAGAGGGCCGCUAAGAUAGCCGCCGAGGAGGCAGAGCUUGCCAAGGUCGAGGCCGUCGCCAAAGCCCGAGAGGAAGCUGUUUCCGCAUUCAUGGCCGAGGGCUGGAAAGCCGAAGAUAGGCAGUAGUGGGUGGUCUCGGUCGUGGAGUCAUCGGUAGAUGACUGGGUGAAGGGCCCCGGGGGGACUGGAUGGCGGAGAGGGGAGACAGUUAUUACCAAGGGGGUGAAUUCUUCACCCAACAUCUAGUGUACCGGAGGCUCGCCAGGCA
Molecule: messenger RNA, 564 nt
Organism: Cuscuta europaea
Lineage: Eukaryota; Viridiplantae; Streptophyta; Magnoliopsida; Solanales; Convolvulaceae
Source: the annotation of a GenBank genome assembly